Messenger RNA from Betta splendens (Siamese fighting fish), 6346 nucleotides. It is a transcript of the gene arhgef10, whose product is annotated as Rho guanine nucleotide exchange factor (GEF) 10. The transcript is spliced from 29 exons. Gene Ontology annotation, cellular component: centrosome. Gene Ontology annotation, molecular function: guanyl-nucleotide exchange factor activity; protein binding. Lineage: Eukaryota; Metazoa; Chordata; Actinopteri; Anabantiformes; Osphronemidae. The coding region runs from base 1396 to 5679 and encodes 1427 amino acids. Gene Ontology annotation, biological process: mitotic spindle assembly; positive regulation of stress fiber assembly; actin cytoskeleton organization. The record is from RefSeq and is a predicted model, not a curated record.
UGUGUGUCAGCGUAGUGGGUCUCCUGGAUGUUGCUGACUGAAGAGUUUGUACAGGAAAAGCGCAGCGAGCAUGGACUUGGAAGACUUUCCUCCCCCUCCUCCUGAAAGUGACAACACACAGGAAGGAAGUCCUGUUAGCUCUACGGGUUCCACAGACUAUUAACCAGCCAGCAGUGCCUUAUCGCUGCGUCUGACACCAUUCAUUACCGCACAGAUGGAAAAAGGCAGAUAGCAUCUGUGUUUUCAGGUUUGCACCUCUUCUCUUGCACAUUUAGUCUUGGGUGCAGAUGGAUGCCGGGUCACAGCGUUGACAUUAGUCACAGACCGUUUCCUCACACGCUUGACUUUAGAGUGGAACAACUACCUGUGACAGCCAAAGGGAACGGUACUGGUGAUUUAGAGCCGUGUACUUUGUUCCGAACGACUUCAAAGUUUUGCUGCAGGGUGUUUCUUUGAGUUAAGGUCUACUUGGUUGCUGUCAGAGGACUUCUGAGGCCUAGAGGCGUUACACAGCAUGUUACAACAGUGGGCAAGUUCCCUUUACAUGUAUUGAUUAUAAAGGAAAACCUUAUCAGGUGAAUGUUUAAUGACCUUAAAAUGUCUGAGGUGAGGAAGUUAGGAUUAAGUAUAUUAGAAAACAAAUGUACUGUAACACAUGCUAAAGUAUUAAAAGUAGGCUAGAUCUUAUGGGAUAGUAUGGAAAUAAUCUGCCAGUAGGACACAACUGGUCAAAGUGUAAGGUCACAAAACCAGGAACCUUUAAACCGACUCUCUCUUAACUGAGCUGUUUCGGCAGUUCCAUCACUUUCCUUGUCCUUUCUUAUCAGAUUGUGAAUGGACUCAAUCAACGUAAAAUGCCUGUGUUUUCUUUGGAAGCAGUCAGGAUAUGAGGCUAAAAGACGAUACAGUCAAGCUGUAACUACUGAUGAACGUGCUCCCAAAGAAUCUGUGGUAUGCUUGUGAGGAAAGCAGUGACAGUGGUAGAAUAUCACUUCCGGAAGUUAAGUGAUGGCUUCACAAAAUCACACUGGAAGAGGCCUAAAUAGAGUAGACGUUCCUUCAGUUCCUCUGAGCUCAGGUUGGAAUUUUAAAUAUAUACUACUUUAUUCUCUUUAUACUCCUAUAUAUUCCUUUAUUUUAAUAAAACCUAAAUUACUUUAAAAUCUUCAAUCAUUGUACAUUCAGCCUAAAUGUAGAACCAGCAGGUGAGACCCUACUGUACAUUCCUGAUCCUUUUACUCUUUAUUGAGUUUCAGUGACUCAGGCCUUCACUGUAUUCAUCAGAAGGAAUGCACAAGCCCCUCUCACUGGAGGGAGUAACAGCGCUCAUUCCUGCUGGCCUAAUUGCACUGUGGAAACUGGAAAGACAUUUGUUGUUCCCUUCCUGUCUGCUGCAUGCUGGUGGAUAGUCUUGAUGAGGACGAGGGGGAAGCCUUCGACUUUGAUGACAGCUGCGAUGACGUCCCUGAGGCCAACCGCCUGCCCCCUGCAGCUCCACCUCCUCUACCCCCCGGCAGCAAGGACCAGAGCCAGGGCGACAAGGUGGCCAGUCAACCCGGAUCGAUGUCCUGCCUCGACCCCCCAGCGCCUUUCAUCACGACCGACACAGCUCCUCCAUCAGCAAACCAAACAGACCCGACACGCGGAUCCUCCACAGCAGGUGGAGCAACAGCAGAGGGAGAGGGGACUGAUGACACAGAUUUACCACCACCACCGCCUCCAUCUCCACCCCCAACACUAAAUGACAAUACAGAGGCAAAUCCAGAAAGAGCAGGGUUUUCAGGCCAGGACUCGUCUAUCGAUGCCCCUCACUUUCCACAGGCCGUCCCGAGGACCUCCUCCCAGGGAAGAGUCAACCCCUAUUCUGUGAUUGACAUCAGCCCGUUGCAUGUGCAGCAGCUUGGACAGCAGCAGCAUGGGCCCUCCCUUUCCUCUUCCUCUUCCGUGGAGCACAAUGAACAAGAAGCCUUGGAUGUGCACGCUGCCUCUGUUGGCAACUCUUCAGGAUACUCUGUCCCAGUGCCUUGUGGCUAUGCAACCCCCUCUGGUGUCCCGCUCAUCACCCCAGCUUACACCACACCCAUCAUCAUUCGCCACCUCUCUGUGGAUGAAGACGUCACUGUGGUCGGGACUGGAAACACCUCUGCUGACAGUGUUUUCAGUGAGGAGCAUCCACCAAUCAGAGAAGAGGAUGUUUUGGCCAAAUGGGCAUCAGAUCCUGCCAACACUGCGUGGAUGGAAAAUCCAGAUGAGGUGAUUUACGAUGAUGUGCCCAGAGAAAACUCAGACUCCAACACAGAUCCAGAUGAGAUGAUCUAUGAUGACGUGGAGUUUGGUGAGGAGGGUGGGUGCAGCAGCUCCCUCGACAACGGCUGGAGCUCCAGCGAGUUUGAAAGCUACGACGAGCUGAGCGACGGGGAAGGUCACCCUGAGAACGGCCUUCCCCACGCCUUCAUGAGAGGAAAGCUGCCGCAGAGGAAAACCCAUCUCUCUCAAGAUCUCACUCGCUUGAAAGAACACUAUGAGAAAAAGAUGAAAGAUCUAAUGGCAAAUACAGUGGGAACGGUAGAGCUGCAUCAGCUUAAACAGAAACACGAGCAGAAGAUGCAAAAACUAGUCAAGGCAGCUAAAGAAGGGACCAAAGACGGGCUUGAGAAAACGAAAGCUGCAGUGAAGAAGGGACGUUCUUUCAUCAAAACCAAGUCAUUUUGCCAUGAGAGGAAGUCUCUCUGUUUUGAGGAUGAGGAAUCUGAACUCUUCAUUGAAGUGGACUGUUUUAAUGUUGAGCCAGUGCUGUGUCCAGCACCAGAUGGACUGUCACAGCAGCAGCUGGUGAGACGGUGCAUAUUGGGAUCCAUACUAGAGAGUGAGAAGAACUAUCUCGAUUCACUAAAGAGAAUAUUAGAGCAAUACGAGAAGCCCCUGUCCCAGAUUGAACCGAGGCUGCUCAGUGACCGGAAACUGAAGAUGACCUUUUAUCGUGUGCGUGAGAUCCUGCAGUGCCACUUCCUGUUCCACAUUGCCCUGGCAAGUCGUGUCGCCGAGUGGGACAUCCUGGAGAUGAUUGGAGACGUCUUUGUCGCAUCAUUCUCAAAGUCCAUGGUGCUGGAUGCCUACAGUGAGUACGUGAACAACUUCAGUACUGCAAUGGGAGUGGUGAGGAAGACGUGUGCCGCAAAACCUGGCUUCCUGGAAUUCCUCAAGCAUCGUCAAGAGACCAGCAGUGACAGAAUGACUUUGUAUGGCCUGAUGAUGAAACCUAUUCAGAGAUUUCCACAGUUCAUCCUUCUACUUCAGGACAUGCUGAAGAACACCCCGGUGGGUCAUGCGGACCGUCUGCCCCUACAGAUGGCCCUCACCGAACUGGAGACGCUGGCAGAGAAGCUCAACGAAAAGAAGAAGGAGGCCGACCAGCGCUGCGAGAUCCGCCACAUCGCAAAGGCCAUGAAUGAGCGCUACCUCAACAAGCUUCUGAGCAAUGGCAGCCGUUACCUGAUCCGCUCAGACGACAUGGUGGAGACCGUCUACAAUGAGCGUGGUGAAAUAAUCAAAACCAAGGAGCGGCGCCUCUUCCUGCUCAAUGAUGUACUCAUGUGCGCCACGCCCAAUGUCCGGUGUCAGGAUGGCAGCGGGAGCGGCAGCGGCAAUGCCCCAGUCGACCAGCGCUUCCUCCUAAAGUGGAGCGUGCCUCUGAGCUUUGUGGAGGUGCUGGAGUUUGGAUCCAGUGAGGACAUGUCUGACCACAGCCGCUACCCAGCACCUCAUUCUGGGGAGAAGGUGGUCAUCAACGCCAAGCCAAACAAGCUGUACAUGGGCCCCGGUCAGUUGUACCAGGAUCUGCAAAACUUGAUCCAUGAUCUCAGCCUGGUCAACCAGAUCUCCAACAUGAUCAGCAGCCUCAAAGGAAACUAUCAGAACGUAAACCCAACCGUGGCCCAGGACUGGGUAUCUGGUCUCCAGAGGCUGAUACUGAAGAAAGAGGAGGAGAUCAGGGCAGCUGACCGGUGUAGGAUCCAGCUCCAACUGCCUGGAAAACAAGACAAGUCGGGGAAACCCACUUAUUUUAGUGCAGUGUUCAACACUCUGAGCCCAGCUAUCAAACAGUCAUGGAUCAGUAACUUGCAAAUGGCCAAGCUGGCACUAGAGGAGGACAACCUGCACGGCUGGUUCUUCGCAGAGGAUGAUGGGAAUCACAUCAAAAAACAGAAGCACCCGCUUCUGCUUCGACAGAUGCCUGUGGUCAUGUCAAAGCUGCAGGAGUUCAAGGUGGAGUGUGCCGUUCACAACCCAGAACCCCACAUCAACACAGAGAGCACAGCGGACUCUCCUGCUGUGGGUCAUGGUUGUGUCUGGGUUGCGAGUUGCACCAACCAGAUGGGUCAGAUAGCCAUAGUGGCCAUGCAGAGCUCCAGCCCGAAGGUGACUGAGUGUUUCAAUGUCGAGUCUCGUAUCCUCUGCAUGGCCUUUGUCCCUGCUGAGCAACCCCAGGAGAACGGUGAGCAGGUCCCCGAAAAUGAGCCCGUCUCCCCAGCGACAGCCGGCAAUACUCCCAGUGUCUGUCUGGGCAUGGAGGACGGCAGCAUCAUCGUAUAUAAGAGCAGCCAACGUUCUAAGAAGGUCCGUCUGCAGCAUUUCUUCACGCCAGACAAGUCCACAGUCACCAGUCUCGUCUACAAGAGGCACUGUCUUUAUGUUGGCCUGGUCAGCGGCUCUGUGGCAGUGUACUCCCGAUCCCAAGAUGGUUUGUGGAGCUGUGAGAAGCCCAAACUGCUGAAGCUGGGAGUGCUGCCAGUUAAGGCGAUGUUGGCUGUGGAGGAGCACCUCUGGGCAUCGUCAGGUGGACAGGUCUUCAUCAUCAGCACCCACACGCAUUCUGUGGAGAGGCAGCUGGAGGCCCACCAGGAGGAGGGCAUGGUGGUGUCCCACAUGGUGGUGGCCGGUGUGGGCAUCUGGAUCGCCUUCAGCUCCGGCUCCACACUCCGCCUUUUCCACACAGAGACCCUGGAGCACCUGCAGGACAUUAACAUCGCCACCCCAGUGCACAGCGUACUGCCCGGGAACCAGAGAGUGUCUGUGAGCAGCCUCCUGGUGUGUUACGGCCUGCUGCUGGUGGGGACCAACCUGGGGGUGACCGUGGCCCUCUCUGUGCCCAGGCUGCAGGGGAUUCCUAAAGUCACAGGUCGGGGAAUGGUGUCUUUGCACGCUCACAACGGCCCGGUCAAGUUCCUCACUAUGGCCGCCGCCGUGUGCAACCGGCCCUCCGCCCCCCCGUCCUCCUCCUCCACCUCAGUCCCGGCAAGAGACACGGACGACGCGGACCUCCAGGCUCCCUCGGACCCCGGGCCGACCCCCCCCCAGGGCCGGGCCGUGUGGCUGGGCGAGGCCGGCUGCACCGCCAUGGCCCUCCAGGACUCCCUGUCGUCGUCGUCCUGCGGCUCCUUGGCCCCGUCCCAGGGCUCUUUGGAGCACGGGCCCGAGGACGGGGCCCUGUACGACGUGCUCCGCGACCCGGCGCACCACCAGAGAGGCCGGCGAGCCAGCAAGGUGGACGCGGGCUCCCUGCUGGUGGUCUCCGGCGGCUUGGGCCACCGCAGGGUGAACAGGAAGGCCAAGCAGUCGCGACACGAGGACACCACCUCCACCAUCAUGAUCUGGCAGAUCCCGUUACUCAGCAUGUGACACCAGCCGCAGUGUGCUGGGAACUACAUCCCAUCAGUUGCGAGAAGAAACUGAAAUGCUCUGUGUAAACGUCUAAACUAAACCAUCAGUUUUUACAGAAGAAUCUGCUUUGAGACUUGGUUUAGAAAUUGGGAUCAAUGAAGACACAAAAUGUCUUGAAGUCUUGAAUUUCACCCUCUGAUAAAGUUGGACGUUGUCCCGUAACAGAGCUAAUAUGUUUCAUCACUCACCAGUGUUUGUACAGUAUGUGUUUGUGUCAGUAUUUAAAAAAAAAAAGUGAGACUUAAAUUCCUGUCCUGCUUAAAAGGGUUUUUAAGUUAGAUGUGUACAAUUAGGAAGAAUGGUUUGGCCACACGUUAGAUCUGUUAAGGCCAGAGUUAUUAAAAGGACGUCACAGCUCAGGAUUGGAGGCGUGGGAGCGUUGAUAUCAGAGGAAAUGUUGAAAUCAAAUACUGUAUCAGCGACUGAAUUAGUUGAGAAUUCCUGGCUGGCCAGGUUUCUGUCAGUAAAGGGAGGAAAGCUGUUAUAACAAGCCAGUUUCUGUCCUAAUACGUCUCUGUUUCUCACAGGAUAUUUAAAAAGAAGAUCAAAAAGCUUUUAUAAUGUGUCACCGUAUGUAUUUUUACAAUGUAUAUUAACAUAUUGAUAAAAAGACUUGUUUACUGGA